Blastomyces dermatitidis ER-3 is the source of this 1666-nucleotide messenger RNA. RefSeq lists its product as uncharacterized. The coding region runs from base 464 to 1531 and encodes 355 amino acids. Gene Ontology annotation, cellular component: elongator holoenzyme complex. NCBI's taxonomy places the organism in Eukaryota, Fungi, Ascomycota, Eurotiomycetes, Onygenales, Ajellomycetaceae. Gene Ontology annotation, biological process: tRNA wobble uridine modification. The record is from RefSeq and is a predicted model, not a curated record. The transcript is spliced from 3 exons.
GUCGAACCAGUGCGGCGUGGAAAUGAGUGGUGUGCGCGUUGAAUAAGAAGAUGUUGGCAAUGACGCAAGUAUUUACAUUUUUUUUUUAAGGCUCGAACGACGAAACUCACCUGAUUCUGGGGCAGGAGGGAAUUCAACCACCUGAUAAUUGAUAUUCACCUUUUAAUUUAUGAUUGCAAUCUUAAGUCAAGAGUACCUCAUAUUUACCAUAUCGAUUCUCGUCUCACAAUUCCAUCCCGUCAUAUUUCGAGCUUAAAUAAGCUUGGUAACUAUCGCAUCAAUCGACUUAACGAAUAAAUAUAUCCUCUCACCAUACAACCGCGGCAGUGUCGCACAACCCUCUUCCCCGCCGCACAGCAGAUACACAAGGGGGAGGAAGCUGAAGCGGUUACUCAUUCGAAUUAAACCUCUCCUUUCUAGCCAAGAAUAGUAGAAGGAAAGGAAGAAUAGAAAGCGAAUAAACAUGUCUAUACCAACCGCACCCCUCCUAGCACCCUACACAGCUUCACCUCUCCCGGCCCAAUCACUCACCCUAAUCACCUCCGUUCUAGGGGCAACGAGCAAUUGGUUGGUUCUAAGGAUCCUAUGCGAUGCUCUAUCUUCCGGUAGCGGUCGAGGUGGAGAAGAGCUGGAGUUCAACGCUGGCCGGAGAGGGAUACGACGGGUGGUGCUCAUGAGCUUUUUGAGGGGGAUGGAGUUCUGGAGGGCGGAAGCGAGGAGAUUGGGACUGGAUCUUGCCAGACUAUCAAAACAAGGCAAUUUCGCUUUCAUAGACGGGGUCUCAGAACUCUUCUUGCCCGCACAAACAGACCCAGGUCCAGCGCCAGCGCCAGCCCCCCCUGUGGCAAGCGGCUCUCCAAUCCCCGCGCGGAUACCGUCGCACGCCACUCUAUCAGCUCGAGGGCCAGUAUCUAGCCGUUCUCCAACCGUAACUAGCCAUGGGAAGAGCAGUGGUAGUGCGUCAAGGAAACUUCGAUGGUCUGGUAUGGGAAACGCAGGCCUCGACUCCCUGGAGCUGGAGAUCGCCGCUGCCAUCGAUGACUUGAGCGGGGGUACGGCGUCUGAUGAAAAGCCGGUGGAAAACGAUGUUCUCCUUAUAGUGGAUCAGCCUGAUUUGCUCCUGGCUGCUACAGGUCCGGGAAUGGGUGUUGGGGCGGCGGAGAUGGGGGAGUUUUUGUUCGGGUUACGGCAGCGGGUUCAUUCUACGGUUGUCACACUUGCGGCAGAUUCGCCUCUGAUUCACGCAGGUUCUGCCGAGUUUAUGGAGCAACAACCAACGCCGCUUGAAAUAGAGCAUGCAUCCUUAGUUGUAGGGAUGGCGCAUCAAGCUAGAAUGGUUAUGCAGUUGAGAGGUUUAGACACAGGUGUUGCGCGAGAUGUCAGUGGCGUUCUACGGAUUAGUAGAGGGGGUGGGUGGGUUCCAGAAACGGAGAAAGGAGAUGGUCACGAUCAUGCGGGCUUGGAAGAGAAGGAGGUACUGUACUUUGUACAGGGAGAUGGUGCGGUUCGUGUUUUCGGUAGAGGCGAGUGAACGGGUUGAUCAUGGUUGUUAUAUGAAAUCACAUGUGUAAGAUUUUUCUGAGAGUAGAAUCAAUACCUCCAAUUGAAAGCAUUGAACGAAUCGUAAAACCGUUGGAGAAGUAAAGUGAUCAAUGACGCGGACGGC